Molecule: messenger RNA, 2311 nt
Organism: Phyllostomus hastatus (greater spear-nosed bat)
Lineage: Eukaryota; Metazoa; Chordata; Mammalia; Chiroptera; Phyllostomidae
Gene: F11R
Product: F11 receptor
Exons: 10
Coding region: 106-1002 (298 amino acids)
Biological process (GO): establishment of endothelial intestinal barrier; intestinal absorption; regulation of membrane permeability
Cellular component (GO): bicellular tight junction
Source: RefSeq, a predicted model, not a curated record
CCGGCGGGUUCAACCUGCGGCUGGAGCUCAAACCGCGCGGCUGUGCCCGAAGCUGGGUCUGUCCCCGGGCUCGGCUGCCGCCGGCGCGUCGGGAACCCGGUCGUGAUGGGGUCGAAGGGGAAGGUCGGGAGGAUGCAGUUGCUUCUCCUCGCGUCGGUGAUCCUGUGCUCGCUGGCGCGGGGCAGGGGCGCAGUGUACACUUCGGAAUCUGAAGUCCAAGUUCCCGAGAAUAAACCUGCCAAGUUGUCCUGCUCCUACUCCGGCUUCUCCGCUCCCCGGGUGGAGUGGAAGUUUGCCCAGGGCGACAUCACCAGCCUCGUCUGCUACAACAACAAGAUCACAGCCCCCUAUGAGGACCGGGUCACCUUCUCGAACACUGGCAUCACCUUCCACUCCGUGACCCGGAAGGACACGGGGACGUACACCUGCAUGGUCUCGGAUGAAGGCGGCACUGCCUAUGGGGAGGUCAACGUCCAGCUCACUGUGCUCGUGCCUCCGUCCAAGCCCACGGUGAACAUCCCCUCCUCUGCCACCAUCGGCAGCCGGGCAGUGCUGACCUGCUCGGAGACCGACGGCUCCCCGCCCUCCCAGUACCUCUGGUACCGGGACGGGGUCCAGAUGCCGUCAGAGCCCAAGAGCAGCCGUGCUUUCAGCAACUCCUCCUACAGCCUGAACCCCAAGACAGGGGAGCUGGUCUUCGACCCCGUCUCAGCCUCUGACUCGGGAGAGUACUCCUGCGAGGCCAGGAACGGGGUUGGGGUGCCCAUGACGUCCGACGCGGUGCGCAUGGAGGCAGUGGAGCUGAACGUGGGCGGCAUUGUGGCCGCCGUCCUAGUGACACUCAUUCUCCUCGGGAUCCUGGUUUUCGGCAUCUGGUUCGCCUACCGCCGCGGCUACUUUGACAGGACGAAGAAAGGGACCGAGAGUAAGAAGGUCAUCUACAGCCAGCCCUCGGCCCGCAGCGAGGGCGAGUUCCGACAGACCUCCUCGUUCCUGGUGUGACCCGGCCCUCCUCGCCCCGAGCCGCCGGACUCUGGCCCACAGGGCCCCUUUCUCCUUUGUGGGGAGCCCCCUCCCCCGCCCCUCCGCAUCUCCCUCCUUGCCCGGUGCUGCUAGGGGGCGAGCUCUCUGCCGUCCCUGUGGGGAGCCACGCGGGAGUCCUGGCCGUGCCCGCUGACUCCCUUUUCCUCGGGAGCGGAGGGGCCCUCGGAUGGGGGCUUGGGCCUGAAGCCUCGGCUCUCGCCCGCAGCGCCGAGGACCGGCGGAAAGGUGGUCUGGGGGCCACGUCGGUCUCUUCGGCCCCUGCCUUCCCUCGGGAAGUGCCCAGGGUCCUCCUGCAGUGUCCCGCACGCACGCAGACUGACACCACCGGUGUCUGUAGGAGAACCGGCGGACCUGUGGUCGUGGACGGCUGGGGGGCGAGAAGCGUGGGUUUCCGAGCUGGAGCUGCGUGUGUGGUCUGAGCGCUGAGCUGACGUUGAGUGUGCGCUGGGGCUUCCUGGCCCUUCGGUGCGAUUGUGUUUGUGCGUGUUUGUGCAGCUGGAAAUAAAAACGUGGUUGGUCCAAGGUUCCUGUUGUGCGUGGGGGAGGGAGGCCCUCGGUCCCCCGCUCCGCGCAGACAGGGAAGUGCCCCAAGCCCUGCUUCCCAGAACCCGGGCCGCCCCGCUCCCCGCUCCCGGGUUCCUGGGUCAAGGCGGAGCUUCGGGGCCUGGCCCAGAGCCCUCUGGUGGCGCCUGUGCGCGGGGCUCUGCUGCGGCCACACCCCCCUGUGCCCCACCAGCCCGAUGGGGCACUUCCUGAGAGAGGCGGCAGGAGGGCGUCUCACAGCGUUUGGAGGACAGCGUCUUCGGCAGAAGCUCACAGUGGCCGCUCCUCCUCUGCUCAGUGGGGCUGCUGUUCAAAGAAUCGUCGCCCGGGACAGGCUCCUGCGGCCGUGUGCGUGCCGGGUCCGCCCCGCCUUGCACGCCCCCUCGCACUCCGGCCCUUCUUCACCCCGAAGCUGCCGUCUCCCCACCGACGGGUCCCUGGUCCAUCGGGUAACCAGCAGAUACAGGCUUUUCUAGCGUCCACGUUGCUGCUUCAUCUCCGGGGGGGGGGGCGCCGGGGAGGGCAGGUGCUGAGCACCGCUUCGCAGCCGGACCUGGAGAUCCCUGGUAGAGCCGAGCUUUCUGUCCAGGGUCUAAAAGGAACAACAAAAACCAAAUAAAAGGCUCUCAGGGAAGGGUCACACACCAAUUACAAAACAUGUCCAGAUGGAAAUGAAAUCGAGUGAGACAAUAAAAGCCAAGAUCACGAGGCGGUUCUGGGAGAA